GGAGGGGAAGCCGGCGGGGCGAGCGAGCGAGGCGGCCGGGCGGGCUGGAGCUGGCGGGCGUCGCGCGCGGGGAGCCAUGAACACCAUCAAGAACGUCCCGGCCCGCGUGCUCAGCCGCCGCGUCGGGCACAGCCUGGAGGCGGAGCGGGAGCAGUUCGACAAGAACCAGGCGAUCAGCAUUAGCAAAGCCAUCAACACCUUGGAAGUCCCUGUGAAGGAGAAACACGCUCGGAGGAUUAUUCUAGGGACUCAUCACGAGAAAGGCGCGUUUACUUUCUGGUCGUACGCCAUUGGCCUUCCCCUGCCCAGCAGUGCCAUCCUGAGCUGGAAGUUCUGCCAUGUUCUCCACAAAGUCCUCCGAGAUGGUCACCCAAACGUUCUCCAGGACUGUCAGCGGUAUCGAAGUAACAUUCGAGAAACGGGAGAUCUUUGGGGCCACCUGCACGACCGUUACGGCCAGUUGGUGAAUAUUUACACCAAGCUUUUGCUGAUCAAAAUCUCCUUCCACGUCAAGCAUCCUCAAUUCCCUCCUGGGCUUGAAGUCACCGACGAGGUGCUAGAAAAAGCUGCCGGAACAGAUGUGAAUAACAUCUUCCAGCUCACCGUUGAGAUGUUUGACUACAUGGAUUGCGAACUCAAAUUAGCAGAAUCAGUCUUCCGGCAACUCAACACCUCCAUGGCCAUCUCCCAAAUGUCAGCCGUUCAGUGCCGGUUGGCCCCUCUCAUACAGGUGAUCCAGGAUUGCAGCCACCUGUACCAUUACACCGUGAAGCUGAUGUUCAACCUCCAUUCGUGUUUGCCAGCCGAUACGUUGCAAGGCCAUCGUGACAGGUUCCACGAACAGUUUCGCAGCCUGAAGAACUUUUUCAAAAGGGCAUCGGACAUGCUGUAUUUCAAGCGUCUCAUCCAGAUUCCACGGCUGCCCGAGGUAUCCUCUGUUUUUCCUUCCCCUAGAAUCCUGAAUUCCUGCACAGAUUUAAUGAAGGCUAUUCGGCAACUUGUAUUGACCUCCACACAUCUGCAGAAGGAGAUCGUGGAAGGAGGAAGGGGGGCAGCAACACCCCAGGAAUUUUACGCCAAGAACUCCUGUUGGACGGAAGGGCUCAUCUCAGCAUCCAAGGCUGUUGGAUGGGGAGCAACUCAGCUCGUAGAAUCUGCCGAUAAAGUCGUCUUGCACACCGGCAAAUACGAAGAGCUGAUCGUCUGUUCACAUGAAAUUGCAGCGAGCACAGCUCAACUCGUAGCCGCCUCAAAGGUGAAAGCAGAGAAGCACAGCAAGAACCUCGGCAAACUCCAGGAAUGCUCGCGUAGGGUCAACGAGAAGGCAGCUAACGUUGUGGCAUCUACCAAAUCUGGUCAGGAGCAGGUAGAAGAGAAAGACACCAUGGACUUCUCUGGGCUGUCCUUGAUCAAACUCAAGAAAGAGGAAAUGGAGACACAAGUGAAGGUUCUGGAACUGGAAAAGACGCUGGAGAACGAGAGGCUGCGUCUCGGAGAGUUGAGAAGGCAACAUUACGCAUUGGCUGGUCUUUACACGGAGAACACGGACGGAAAGAAGCCUACAAUCGCUCGUAAGCCAGCAUCCUUGCAGAGACCUGCCAUGGCCCAGAAGCCAGGUCAAAGCAAGCCGGAUUCUGAGCUGGCACAGGACGGCGUCUACCAAGCCCAUGUAGUUAACUUCUAAGGCAAAGCCAACAAGCAACGGAGCAGAGUUGAAUCCAGGGCCAGGAAAAUUGGGUCCAGUUUCUGCUCACCCUUGAGGAAUUCAACCCUUGGAUCUGCUGGUUUUUCGCCGGUACCCCCCAAAAAAUAGAUUUUUGGAGGAGGAUUAAGAUGUCAGCAGCCUUCAACUCUUUCUACGGCAGGAGACAUUGAGACAUUCCAGCCCCUUUAAAUGUCUGUGUUUUAAACAGAUACCAGCUGGGCCCUUUCCGGCUCCUAAAUGUCUCUUCUGCCCCCCACCAUCUACAAGAAGGCAGACCCUCCUCCCACCCCCUACGGGGAAAAGGAAUUAAGGAGCUUGUGAAUAACUAUUUAUAAGCAAUAGGAAUCAUUUGGGAAAUAUUUCGAGUAAAUAUUGGUGUAUCUAUUAUUCUACAAAGAUGUUUUUAAAAAGAAAUGUGAAUUUCUGUGGCUACUGUCGUUGUCGGUUGUGUAGGUGGUCCUUUGUAGUAUUUUAUGCCGAGAUCUGAUGCGUACAAAAAGGGACCAGGGGUGGGAGAAAUUACCUGGGGAUGGAAAUGAAAUAUCUUUUAGAGAUGUUUAUAGUACACAUUUAAGGAUUUAUAGAGGAGAAAAUAAAAACCUUCAGUGUUUUGUUUUUUUCAAAGAUCCCUUUAACCAGUGCCUCCCAAACCUGGGUGAAAUUACCCCCAAUUAGGUAAAAAUAUCUUUUUUUCCCCCCCUCCUUUGGGUAACAAUACACAUUCCCAGUCAAAACGGGGAGAUUUAAAUUGACUUACAAGAUGGCCAAGUAUGUUUAAAAGCCUCUCAAAAUCUAUUCCUGCUGAAAUGAAACUCAGUGGAAUGACCAAUUUGUUGAAAGCAACAAAGAUCGCUCCAUUUUAUGCAGGUGGUCUUUGAGUGGACGACCAACCGUUCAAAGUUACAACGGCGGUAAAGGAAGGGAUGAACUUGCAUAAGAUGUUUUAUUAAGCAGGGGAUUUUUUGGGGUGGGGGUAAUGAAGGAAAAAGGUUGGGAAGCACUGCCUUAAAACUCUCUUAGGAAAUCCGUGCAAAAAAAAAAAAAGAAAGAAAGAAAGCCAGGCCACUGGCUUUAAUUUUAAGAGGCUGGGUGAGCUUCUUUGCAAAGGAGAAAAAGUCUCGGGAAUUGUUCUUAAUCGAACCUUUACGAUUAAACACUUUCGCUUAUUAAAAUGAUUUAGCUGAAACUGGGUUGUC
Pseudonaja textilis is the source of this 2901-nucleotide messenger RNA. NCBI's taxonomy places the organism in Eukaryota, Metazoa, Chordata, Lepidosauria, Squamata, Elapidae. The record is from RefSeq and is a predicted model, not a curated record.